Messenger RNA from Schistocerca nitens (vagrant locust), 825 nucleotides. RefSeq lists its product as uncharacterized. The coding region runs from base 1 to 825 and encodes 274 amino acids. The transcript is spliced from 5 exons. Lineage: Eukaryota; Metazoa; Arthropoda; Insecta; Orthoptera; Acrididae. The record is from RefSeq and is a predicted model, not a curated record.
AUGGAGCAGGAGCCUGCAGGGCGCCAGCGUCUCCGCUGUCGGGAGCGGCUGUGCGGUCUUCGCAGGGGACGGCCGCAAGCCGCCGGCCACGCCAGCGGCAAGUGUUUGGCUGGCUGCGGGCGCGCCCCGCGCCGCUCUGCUCCCUCGGGUCCGGAGGCGGCGGCGGCGCUCAACUGUGUGUGGAAUGCCGCCGACCCCGCCCCCGCCGCCGCCGCCGCUCUCCCACGCCGAAUUGCCGGCGCGCGUGGGCGGCGGCCGCGGCACCGGCGGCACUUAGCGCUGUUAUUUAUAGAACAAAAGCACGCGUCGCCGUUCCGACCGACGCAAAGAGACGCGUGUGCCACGCCUUGGUUUGCCCUUGCCUGUCGCUGCGCCUGGCGGUAUGUUUUCCGCAAAGCGGCCGAGCGGAAGCCUCCACCGUGGGAGUCGGUCAGCGACGCCGAGUUGAGCUACAUGCUGCUGCUGCUGUUUGCUGGUGGUGGUGGUGCCGCCCGUGUUCGUCAUACAACGCACCUGGCGGGCGGGCGGGCGAGCGAGCGUGACACAGCCCGAGCGCGGCGUGGUUUGCUAGCGGCAGCGCGCUGCCCCGCGACGCGUCGGCACGCCCUCACCGCCGCUGCAGGCACGGCGGCACCAGCGCGCUCGGCCGCCGCUGCACCUGUGGCCCCAGCUGCGCCGCCGCGCCCGCCGGCCACCACCUUCCUCCAGGGGCGCGUGAAGGAGGCCGGCGGCGAGGCGUCGCUAGCGGCGGCGGCGGCGGCGGCGGCGGCGCUGAAUGGCUGCAGUGGCAGCGGCAGCGGCAGCGGCGACGCUAUUUCUGCGUGA